AUGUUAUUACCCGGCGUUGGCAUCCCGUCUUGGGGACGUUUGCUACUGUUAUUGAUAUUUUUGACUGUGUCGGAGUCCAGACAUUCGGAAACCUGCCCUGGGCUAAUAUCAACUGGCUGUAGUUGCUCUGAGGAACGCUCCAAGUCCCACUCUUCGCCGGCUCCACGGAAAAAAGUGAGCUGCGUCGGAGAGGAACUUACGGAAACUCCUGAACCCAGCCUUCUCCCUAACCACACCGUCACGCUGAUUCUGACCAACAACCGAAUCAGAGCGCUGAGGAAUGGAUCAUUCAGUGGGCUCUUCGCGCUGGAGAAACUGGACCUCAGGAAUAACUUAAUCAGCACCAUCAUGCCUGGAACUUUUCUCAGUCUGACCGCCCUCAGAAAGCUCGACCUGUCGAACAACCGCAUUGGCUGCCUGUCUUCACACAUGUUCCAAGGCCUCACCAACCUCACCAAACUAAACCUCUCAGACAAUAUCUUCGCUUCCCUGGAACCCACCGUCUUCCAGGAGCUGCCUUCCCUCAAACUUGUGAAUUUUAACUCGGAGUUCCUGACGUGUGACUGCGGCCUGCGGUGGGUUCCGGGAUUCUUCCGCUCGAGUUCGGCCCGCAUCGGAGACGAAACUCUGUGUGCCUAUCCCAGAAUCCUCCACGGCAAACCUCUGAAAAGCCUGUCGGAGAGCCAGCUAAGCUGUGACGGACCUCUGGAGCUGCAUACCCUGUCCCUCCUGCCCUCUCUGAGGCAGGUCGUGUUUAAGGGAGACAGGCUGCCUUUCCACUGCACCGCCGCCCUGGUAGACAAACUCACCGCUCUGCACUGGCGACAUAACGGCCUGCCCAUCGUCAAUGACCCCGAGCAUGGAAUAUACCUGGAAAACAGCGUUCUGCACGACUGCACCUUCAUCACCAGUGAGCUGAUCCUGUCCAACGUGCACGUGGACGCAACCGGCGAGUGGGAGUGUGUUGUGUCCACGGGCCGAGGGAACACCUCACGCAGUGUGGAGAUCGUCGUGCUGGAGAACAGUGCCUCGUUCUGUCCGGAGGAGAGAGUCAGCAACAACAGAGGAGAGUUUAAGUGGCCGAGGACUUUGGCUGGCAUCACUUCAUACCAGUUUUGCCUGCAGCUACGAUACCCCUCCCUGGCAGUAGGGGGCGGUGUGGAGCAGAAGAGAGCGUCACGCUACUGUGACCGUUCAGGGCACUGGGAAGAAGGAGACUACUCUCAGUGUCUCUACACCAACGACAUCACCAGGGUUCUCCACACGUUUAUAUUGAUGCCAAUCAACGCCUCGAACGCGGUAACGCUGGCACACCAGGUGCGGACAUACACGCUGGAGGCCGCAGGGUUCACUGACACUGUAGAUGUGCUCUACGUUGCCCAGAUGAUGCAGAAAUUUAUGAAUUAUGUCAGACAACUACGAGAGCUGUCAGAGGUGCUGGUGGAGAUGGGCAGUAACCUGAUGCAGGUGGAUGAUCAGAUCCUAACGCGCGCCCAGAGAGAGGAGAGGGCAUGCAGCUCCAUCGUCCACUCUCUGGAGACCCUCGCCUGGCCCCAGCUUCAUUCCCACGCUCAGGACCUCUCCAUGAGCUCUCGAAACAUCGUUAUAGAGGCUCAUCUAAUCCGCCCCGCCCACUUCACCGGCAUGACCUGCACAGCCUAUCAGAGACGAGAAGGGUCAGGAGUCAGUGUUGGCGUGGACGGGCUAGACUCCGCCCACGAGCAGCAGCUGCGUUUUCGUUGCACCACCGGAGCUCACAACGUUUCUCUGAACGCCUUUCCGUUAAAGAAUGCCUUAGCGCUGGCAUCUGUCUCUCUCCCUGCCUCUCUGUUCCCCCCAGACGCUCCCCCGGAUUGUAAACUGCAGUUUGUGGCGUUCCGAACUGGACGGUUUUUUCCCUUCAGCGGGAACGCCAGCAGUGCGUCAGACCAGAACCGCAGACGCAGUGUUAACUCGCCUGUCAUUUACGUGGGCCUUGACGGGUGCAGCAUGUGGAACCGCUCGGAGCCCGUCUCCGUGUCCCUGCGUCACUUGGCGCCCGGCAGUGACCCUGUGCCCGCCCACUGGAGCCUCCAGGCUCUGCAACAGCAGGGCGGCUGGAGCCAAGAUGGCUGCCAGUUGGCUCACAACGACUCGUCCAUUUCUACCUUACGCUGUUCCGUACUGAGCAACUACGCCGUGCUCCAGGAGGUGCCUGAAUUCCCUGGUCCAUCUCCUGUUACAGUGGAGAUGCUCCACCCUGUGGUGUACACCUGUACUGCAGUACUGCUCCUCUGCCUUUUCACCAUCAUCAUUACACACAUCCUGCAUCACAGCUCUAUCAGGAUAUCCAGAAAGAGUUGGCACACCCUUCUCAACACCUGCUUCCACAUCGCCAUGACAACAGCUGUCUAUGCCGGGGGCAUCACUCUGACCAGUUACCCAAUAGUAUGCCAGGCGGUGGGCAUUGCUCUACACUAUUCCUCCUUGUCCUCCCUUCUUUGGAUCGGAGUCAGUGCCAGGGUCAUCUACAAAGAAGCGGUCUGGCGAUUGCCACGGCAACCGGAGGGAGAGCCCGCAGUGCUGCCCGCUCAGAGGCCCAUGCUCAGGUUUUAUUUAAUAGCUGAUGGAGUUCCUCUCAUAAUCUGCGGAAUCACUGCAGCUGUCAACGUCAGUAACUAUGGCGACAACAGCCCUUACUGCUGGUUGGUGUGGCGGCCGAGUUUAGGGGCGUUCUUUGUUCCCGCCGGACUGGUGAUACUGGUGACCUGGAUCUACUUCCUGUGCACAAUCGUUCGCCUCAGGGAGCGAACCUCCCAGCGUUCCAAAGAACCCCCUUGUCCGUCCGCGACGUUAUCUCCCUCUCCCGAAAGCCAGCCGGCCCUCAGUGGCAGCACCAGCCUGCUCUCUACGGACUCUGUGGUGGGCACAAUGCACGCUGGGAUGCCUGUGGAGGACCAGUACUCGUUGAAGGUUCAGUUUCUGGUGUUGGUGAGCACCCACAUCCUGUUUUUGGCGAUGUGGAUCUUCGGCGCCAUGGCAGUGUGGCAGUCUGGCAGACAGAGCCUGCUGUUUAGCUGCCUGUAUGGUGUUGUGGCCAAAACGCUAGGAGUGUUCCUUGUGGUGCACCACUGCUUGAGGCGACUAGAUGUGCAGGCUUCCUGGCUGGGGUGUUGCCCAAGGUACAGGCGCUCUCAGCCCAUGCCUGCCUACACGCACCCCUGCACGGCCACAGCCGGGGUCCAAAGCUCCUCCGAAAGGGGGUCCCAGCUCUUCAUCGGUUGCCAUCCCCCGGCGGAGGGCAACAACUACUCCUCGGCCAGGUCAUCCUCCACGCCCAGCGGCACCAGCAGCAUCGGACCCGGGCCGUGCAAGCUCACCAACCUGCUCCAGGUGGCACAGGACAAUGCCAAUAACGCCACGCGGGCACCAGCAGGCACCAACACCAACACCAGCACCAGUACAGAGAACACUACCAACCCCAAGCCCACUAACAACCUGUUGUCCGCCCACAGCGGCUCGGCGCCCGCCCAGCAGGGCCAGAGGAGGAAGGCGAGCAGCCGGACUAAAUCCGGCAGCACCCAGCACCAUCACCGAGGGGAGGGCAGGGGACAUUACCGCCUUAAAGCCCUGAGAGGGGGCGGGGGAGGGGGCAGCGUGGGUGCGCUAGGACCUCCUGGGUUGGAGCAGAUCAACUCCCAUCACCUGAGCCACAAACACGCCUCCAGCGAGAACGGAAGCCUCCGCAACAGCCAGUCUGAAAGCCACACGGGUCCGCUGACCAAUGGGAGGCAUGGGGGUGAGCCGUUGGCCACCAGCCUCUCAGAGGGCAGCGACGGUGGCAGCAGCGGGAGCAGGAAGCCUUUCCCGCUGUUGCCGUCGGUAGCCAGCAGGGUUGCCAUGCAACAGAGCACUCAGAGACGCAGCGCAAGUAGGGACAACCUCAAACUGGCAGCCUCCUCCACCGAAACGGAUACCAAACGGUGUUCCUUCCCCCUGAACACUGCCGCCGGGACGGCAACCGGGUCCGCCUCGACGACGGCGACGGCGACGGCCGCACCAAACGGGACGAUAAAGAGUUCCGUGAUCGAGCUGGACACGAGCGGGACGGACCAUUCGCAGGGCUCCGUGGGCAUGAGGAGUGGCGUGUGGAAAAGCGAAACAACAGUUUGAUGAUUGGAUUGGUCAGUCUGUGCAGGAGCAGAACUUUCCGGAAACUUACCUCACCGGGCAGCGGGCCAGGCAGCCCAAGUGUGUUGAGGAGUCUGUUGCCUUGAAGUUCCUUUGUGU
Molecule: messenger RNA, 4269 nt
Organism: Chanos chanos (milkfish)
Lineage: Eukaryota; Metazoa; Chordata; Actinopteri; Gonorynchiformes; Chanidae
Gene: adgra2
Product: adhesion G protein-coupled receptor A2
Exons: 19
Coding region: 1-4152 (1383 amino acids)
Biological process (GO): cell surface receptor signaling pathway; positive regulation of canonical Wnt signaling pathway; sprouting angiogenesis
Cellular component (GO): Wnt signalosome; plasma membrane
Molecular function (GO): protein binding; G protein-coupled receptor activity
Source: RefSeq, a predicted model, not a curated record